Molecule: messenger RNA, 4802 nt
Organism: Grus americana (Whooping crane)
Lineage: Eukaryota; Metazoa; Chordata; Aves; Gruiformes; Gruidae
Gene: PROZ
Product: protein Z, vitamin K dependent plasma glycoprotein
Exons: 9
Coding region: 272-1531 (419 amino acids)
Biological process (GO): proteolysis; blood coagulation
Cellular component (GO): extracellular region
Molecular function (GO): serine-type endopeptidase activity; calcium ion binding
Source: RefSeq, a predicted model, not a curated record
CCCACCGGCGGGCGCUCCCGUGGGGACAGUCGGCCAGAGGAGCGUGGUAAAACAACGGAGCUGUGGCUGUGCAAGGCGAGAAGGGAGAGGUGAGCUUCCGCCGCGGCUCCUCAGCACGCGAGGUGCUGGCUGAGCCCCCCAGCACCCACCAGAUGUGACCACCGGCAACAGCCCCCCCCUUUCCCCGGCCGAGAAAGCCCUGGCUGGGACAGCUGGACUUUAAACUUCAACUACAUCUCUGAUGUAGCCAUUUCCCCCAAGAGCCGCAGGAAUGCAGGCAGGCGGCCAUCAGGCUCAGAGGGUAAGAAUGGCAAGGUGCUCUUGGACAAUAUUGUUUCUUCUCUCUGCCCUUUUCCUUCAGACAGAGCAGACAGUGUUUAUAUCAGCUGAUGAUGCAAACAAAGUUAUCAAGAGACAGAGGCGUGCCAGUUCCCUACUUUUGGAGGAGGUCCUCCAAGGCAGCUUGGAAAGGGAAUGCCUUGAAGAGAGAUGUACACACGAAGAAGCAAGAGAAGUAUUUGAAAACGAUGAAAUGCUUAAAAUGUUUUGGGAUGCCUACUAUGGCGGCAGGAGAUGCUCAUCGAGCCCCUGCCAGCACAACGGCGUGUGCGAGGACAGCAUCCGCGGCUACAUCUGCACCUGUGCUGAGGGCUACGAGGGAGAGAACUGUGCUUUCGCUAAAAAUGAAUGUCGCCACCAAGCAAAAGAAGGAUGUCACCACUUCUGCUACCCAGGAAGCAAUUCGUACCGUUGUUCCUGUGCUGAUGGCUAUGAGCUUGGGAAGGACAAGAAACAGUGCAUCGCGUUAGAUCAAUGUGCGUGUGGCAGACUUCAAGACAACAAUAAUCUGAGAAGCAAAACCAGGAAGAAACGUGAGGAGCGAUUUCCUUGGCAGGUUCUGCUGCUAAACUCAGAAGGGAAGGGCUUCUGUGGAGGAGUGCUGCUAAAAAGUAAUUUUGUAUUGACUACAGCAGAGUGUGCCCUUCUGCACAGCCAGUUUGAAAUCAGGGUUGGUGUUGGGCCUAAUGGAACAAGCGGAACUGGGAUGAUAAUGCAAGUUAGCAAGAAACACAUACACAUUCGGUACGAUGAAGACACCGGUGAGAACAACAUUGCAUUACUACAACUCCAAGAGCAUGCCGAGUGCAACAACCAGCAGCUUCCAGUAUGCAUCCCCGAAAGAGACUUUGCAGAACACAUUUUAAUUCCAAAAUUGGCUGGGACAGUCAGUGGCUGGAGAAUGGAAGGUGAUGAGCUUCAAGGUGAUGAGUUGCAGGUUUCAUACCUUCCUGCUGAGGACUGCAAGCAAGCACUCAACAUAAGCCUCACGAACAGGCAGUUCUGUGGACACCUCCAGGAAGCCGUAGACAAACGACUGGCUGGAGGAAGCUUUUUAGCUACCGAGUAUAAAGGCACUUGGUUUCUGACUGGUAUCCUGGGAUCUUGGCCACUAGAAGACACUGACUGGGAAACAUUUCUAUUCACUAACACCGCAAGGUAUAUGAUAUGGUUUAAACAAAAAAUGAAAUAAUACACAAACACAACCAACCCUCCAGCACCAGACCCCUGCCAAUCACUGCAAGGAAACAUUUGGAUGCAGCCAGUGCCCCCAAGUGACACUCUAUCAUGACUUGCAGCAAUGGAAGUUGCAACAAUGCUAUGGACAUAACUCCAAUUCAUAUAGAAAGGCCCAUUUGUCUUUCCUUCUUCUGUUGACAUACAGUACUGUGAAAGUCACAAUGCUGUAAACCUAGUUAUGUUACUGAAAACUGAUUGAACUGUAAGUUUCCUAGAACUGUUCAUCCUAAAAACUCACAAAGUGUUCAUGUUUUUCUGGGAUUUUAAAUGUUGCUAGAAGGAAAUGAGUCUUUAAUUCCUGUUACCCUGAGGUUUGCUUCAACAAAUUCAUAUUCUUUUUUCAGCAUCCACACAAGUAAAACUUAUGAAGACCAGGGGAACUCCAAGCAUUUAAAUGCCUAUGUUGAUGUAGGACUUGACACUCAUCACACUAAAAAUGCUUCCCCUCAUACAUGGUACCUAUGUUUUCUCUUGUGAAUCAUGUCCACAUCACUUAACAGGUAAAAUAAAACCCAACUCUCAAUGAGAGGAAAAAAAAGUUUUAUUUCCUUUAAAAAUAAUGAAAAAACCCCAAAACUACCACCCCAUCACUAUGAACAAAGUUACACUGCACCGCCCCCAAACAAACAAAAUGCCCAAGGUAGUAACACUUAAAAUAAUAGAUCCAGUGGCACUGUUUUCCCCCACAGCAGAAUAAAACAGAGUAUAAGUUACUUAGAUAAGUUUUUUGUUCAAAAAUGAAACCAAAUAUUACCAGAAGUAAAAAAACCAAAACCCCACAACCCAUCUGUGGGCACCUAUAGACAAAAAUCCCGCAUUUACUUGAACGUGCAAGUAUCACUGACACAGUACAGCUUUUGGUGUCAAGGGCUUCUCUAGUUUUUAAGAGAAGGUUUGAAGAGAGUAUUUAAUACCAGCUAGGUUAUUGAAGAGACUUUAAAAAAAUGGAAACCAUGAAAGAAAACAUCAUUUUCCACUCUGAAGAAUGGAUUAAUGCAAGUAACAAAGGAUGAUACUUCUCCUCUCUGAAAGAUAAAAGCAGAAAUAGUAACACAAAGUACUUUAUAAAAGCUUUAAGUAGUUUGGAAGGAAUUUGGAAUGCUUUAUUUCUUCAUGAAAUACUCUGAAUGAUCUAGAAAGCCUGCGGAAACUAUCAUUGAAAAGUUAGCAUUUCGUUCCAAUGCACUUUGUAACACUGGCAGCCUUGGUCAUUCUGGGAAAGGAGCCACAAAGUUCCUGGUAUUCCAGUCCUGGACAUGAACCAGGUCAUUUACAAUGUUCUUGGGGCAAUUAGGAGCAGCUCCACUGGGCAAGCUGAGUAUCUGAAAAGUACUUGCACAGAUAAGAUGCAAUACUCAACACACUGUUGACAGCGGAGGAAAUGGGUUCUGCUUACUGACCACAAGCUUUUGAUGCUGAUGAGAUAUAUAGCCUUUAAUGUGACCCUGGCAGAAGGAGAAAAAAAAGAGAGUGUUAGUACUGGAAGCUGAUAACACAAUGCCUAUAACCUCAGCUGUCCUCAGACUAGACUACAUCAAGCAAAGCUACGUGUGCAUACUCAAUCACCACUGCACUACUGUACUUAAUACUUAUAUCUGUAUGGAUCUAUAGGUGGGUCAACUCACAGAGUAAGCCAAAAGUUGGAACCACAACCACAUUUGUGUACUCAUGGCGCUGUCAGGCUGAGAGCCCGUUGCCAGGGCCCCUACUGGUCUGCUAACAUUUCCUUGAAGAGACAGAGGUCUGCAGAAGUCUUUCUAAAUUUACUCUUGCUCACUUUAAAAUUAGGAUUUUAAUUAAUCACUAUUCCAUACCUAAUAAACUAAAUGACAUAGUACUUCCUUUUCAGUUAUAGUGUGGUUAACAUUGAAAUAAAUCUUCCAGUGACCUAAUCCUACCCUCUGUUACUCCUAUACCACACCAAAUAACCUGUUUCAGAAACAGAGAAGUGGUUCAUUUUUUGCUGACACUGCAAUGCUGCUCCAAAACCUCUGAUUUAUUAGAAAUCUCUUGAUUUCACACCUUUACCUGUUCAUGAGUAGUUGAGAUCCACUUAGAGUAAAAGACAAAAUAUGAAACAAAACCAAAGAAAUCUGGUUUUGAUUUUUUCUAAUGUUAUAAUGUCAAGAGUCUCCUACUUCAAAUGCAGAACAAAUCCCUUUUGGUCCCAGUUACAAUUUUUGUAUUUUUAAAACAGUAUUUAUGCAUAUAUACAAGUGUCAGUACUGGAUUUGUAAUGUAAAACUCAACUUCAAUUUUAACUGAUUCCUGCAAAAGAGGCAGGAACUAGAGGAAGCCCUCAGGGAAAAUGAGAACAUUUCACUUUGAGCACAAGUGAAUCAACUUUUUUUUUAAAAAACACAAGAAAACCUGGAAUUACUGAUAUGUUUUUUGUAACAAACCUUUAAUUCUCUACCUAAUAUUUUUUACUGUCUGAAGUCUGGAAGGACCAGACAACAAGUGGUUAGCACAUACCAUAUAUAUAAGGUUAGCUAAAAUGCACUGGACUUCAUCAAUAUCAACAUCAUCUACUUGCAUGAAUUUCAGCGCAAACAGAAAGGCAUCUAGAGAUAGCUGAUGGGUUUUGAGUAGUAAAUACCUGAAAGAAACAACAGGAAAAAAAACUGUUAUUGAGAAACAAUCACUUAAAAAAUCUGGUUCUUAGAAAAAUGGCCUUUCUACAAUAAAUUCACUUUAAGAGGAAUUCAGUGCUCUCAGAGAGAGCUAGAGAGCAUAUACAUUUCUAUCUCAGUCCUUGGUGAAACCAUAUUAAAUCUGCUUUUGCAAAAAUGUACGUUUUGUUAUGCUUACACUUUCUUAAAGAGGUUUCUGUACGUGAUGAUUUUCAGCUUCUCAAGGAUAAGAAAGAUUCCACAUCGAAUAAAGAAGGUUUCAUGCUUUGUCAGAGCGUCAUUCAGCAGGAGAAGAUUGCCUUCGCUACAAGGAUGAAGAAAUGAAAAUAUGAGAAGGUCUCACCCAAAUGAGAAAAGAAAUUGUCUGACUUGGUAGGAAUAUCCCUCCCCUGCCUUCCUCAAUCAUCCCAAAUAAAAACCUUUUACUUAAUACUUUUUGAAUUAACACACAAGGCAAUAAAAUAAUCAUCAUACCUCACAGCCUUUGUUACUUCAGCAAACUGCAUAAGGUCAUACUUUUUUAAGAGCUGAACUGUUGGCAUAUGGCCCUGAAAAAUAAACAGUUUCCAAGUUUUCCAGGAUAAAGUCAAA